CCUCUUUCUCCAUUUUCAUCUAGAAUUUCAUGUGCUGCAGACUGUGCUGAUGUUUCUUUUCUCUUCCCUCUUUUUUUUUUAAUUUUUUUUUUCAUUGAUGAAAAACAAAAACAAAAGGAACAAAAAAACGUUUCUUUGUGCAAGAAAAUUUCAUAUAAGAAUUUCCCUCUUUUCUUAAAUUUGUCUGUCAAAACCCACAUUGUUGUUCUGAUGAAAGCAGGAGAAAUGGGUCCGGAGUCGAGCUCAUCUCCAAGUGGGAAACGAAGCAGAGAUCCCGACGAUGAAGUUUAUCUGGAUAAUUUCCACUCCCAUAAACGUUACCUUAGCGAGAUAAUGGCAUCAAGUUUGAAUGGAUUGACGGUUGGGGACUCCCUACCUGAAAGUCUGAUGGAAUCUCCAGCCAGGUCUGAGAGCAUGUGUUAUCCUAGGGAUGAAAUCUCUUUGCAAUAUUCACCAAUGUCAGAAGACUCGGAGGAGUCCCGAUACUGUGACACCCCCCUAAGCGCGUAUAUGUCCCAACCUGACAGCCUGCCGACCAGUCCAGUGUCUCCUCAUAGAUAUCAAAGAUCACUCGGUGCCUUCACUCCUGCAACGCCCACCACUUCAUACUCACUUGGAUGCGCUCUCAGUACAAUUGCAUGCUCUCAGCCUCGAAAUCGUGGUUCAGACUCUGAGGGUCGGUUUCCAUCAUCGCCCAGUGAUAUAUGCCACUCAGCAGACUUAAGGAGGGCUGCACUCCUGAGGUCUGUGCAGAUGAGAGCCCAGCCACCAGGGCCACCGGCCUACGAGUUGCCAUUCAGUCAAGGGCAAGAACCCAUGCAAAAUAUAGAAGGUGAAGAGCGACCCUUCUCAUGUUUGAAGUCUUUUGUCGACGAGGGAGAAUAUCAGAACCCACGAGAGGUUCCGAAUCUAUUCAUUGAGGAGUGUUCUUCAAUAGACAUAUCAGAGCCUGAAAUUGGCCGAGAAAAGUCUUGUAGAGUUUUGAACAUGAACGUGAAAGGAGAGGUAUCUGAAGAGGAUGUCCAAGUCCUAGGAGAAAAUGGGAUAGGAAGAGCGGCUUUGAUGUCAUCUAGGAGAUCUGCUCUAGGUGUGGACGCUAAAGCUUGUGAACAUUUCAAGUAAUGGAGCAAUGUUUACCCCGAGCGUUCAGCGUUGUUUUGCAGAAUGGUAGGGAACUAGUGAUGAAUAUGGAUGAGCUUGACAUAUCUGUCCACUGAAUGAAUGUUGUUUUCAAUGUCUAAGUUGUACGAAACAGACUAACCACCAUCGUCUUGCCCUGGGCGGUUCUAUUCCGAGUAGAAUUUCCAAAUUUAGCUAAUUCUAAGGUAGUCUCAACUCUCGAAACCAGUGUGCCUCUGUUCUAGGGGGUUAGUUUCUCCUUCUGGGUGGCAUUCUGAUCACUGAUGAAGCAAAUUGGUGUUGUACAUCUACAUCUACAUGUGAACCAUUGCUUCAAUUUUUUCAUUACA
Molecule: messenger RNA, 1469 nt
Organism: Nelumbo nucifera (sacred lotus)
Lineage: Eukaryota; Viridiplantae; Streptophyta; Magnoliopsida; Proteales; Nelumbonaceae
Product: pollen-specific LRR extensin-like protein
Source: RefSeq, a predicted model, not a curated record